GUCCCUUGACGAGCGCCCUCUCUCUCUCUCUCUCUCUCUCUCUCUCUCUGAGAGAGCUGAAGCAUAAAUGAGCCCAGUUCUCUUCUUCCUCUAAUGGCCCAACCCCCUCAGCCCUCCUCCAAGCAAAAACCCAUAUCCCCUUUCUCUCUCUAGAUCAUGAACUCCUUCUCUCUCCUCUCCCUCCUCCUCCUCCCCCCUCUCCUUUGUCUCUCUCAGCCCCUCAACCCCGACCAACUCGGCCUCCUCGUCUUCAAGUCCUCCCUCGUGGACCCCACCUCGUCCCUCUCCUCGUGGUCCCAGCGACUCCGACGACCCGGCAAACUGGGCGCCACUACCAAUGCGACCCCGAAUCCAGCCGCGUUCACCUCCCUCAACCUCUCCUCCCUCAACCUCUCCGGCGAGCUCGGCCGCGGCCUCCUCAACGUCCGGUGCCUCCAAACCCUCUCCCUCUCCGACAACAACCUCACUGGGCCUCUGAACCCGAGCCUAGCCCAGCUCCCAAAUCUCACCCGCAUCGAUUUCAGCCGCAAUGGGCUCAGUGGAGGGAUACCCAUCUCGUUUUUCUCACAAUGUGGCGGCUUGAUCGACGUUUCCUUGGCGGGAAACUCGUUCUCCUGUGAGAGCCUUGUGAGCUUGAACCUCUCUUCGAAUCGGCUCUCGGGGUCGAUCCCUGAUGAGAUUUCGGGCUUGAAGAGGCUUAAGAGCCUUGACCUCUCGAGUAAUUCGAUGAGCGGGGAGGUUCCUGAAUCAAUGUGGGAGGUUCGGAGUUUGAGGACUUUGAAUUUGGGGUCGAAUUUGUUCAGUGGGGAAGUAUCAGAUUCGAUUGGAGAGAUGAAAUUGUUGAGGCUUUUGGAUAUGUCUGAAAAUAGGCUUAAUGGGUCGGUUCCGGAUUCGAUUGGGAACCUGAAACUCUUACAAAGAUUGAAUUUUUCUGGAAAUUGGCUUGUGGGGAGCUUGCCCGAGUCAAUGAGGAACUGCAGCAAUCUGUUAGAGGUGGAUUUUAGUAGGAAUUUUUUGAUGGGUGCUCUUCCUUCAUGGGUUUCUGAACUGGGUCUGCAGAAGAUUUUGAUCUCAGGGAAUAAACUGAGAGGCAACAUUCGGUUUUCUACAUUUGAGAAUCGGUCACUUUUGGAACUGGAUUUAUCUGGGAAUCAAUUUUUUGGCGAGAUUCCAAUGGACAUUGGAAAACUACGGGUAUUGAGGCUGCUGAAUUUGUCAGGGAAUUCGUUUUCGGGUCCGAUUCCGAUGAGUUUGGGGGAGUUGAAGUCAGUGGAAGUGGUGGAUUUGGGUGCUAAUAGAUUGAAUGGGAGCAUUUUAUCUGAGAUUGCAGGAGCUGUUUCAUUGAAGGAGUUGAGGCUGGAGAAGAACUUUCUCAGUGGGGAAAUCCCAAGCCAGAUUGGGAACUGCUCUUCUCUCACUUCUUUGAUACUGUCACACAACAAUCUCACAGGCCCUAUCCCCCUCUCCAUAACCAACCUCGUCGACCUUCAAAAUAUAGACCUCUCCUUCAACAACCUCAAAGGUUCCCUCCCAAAUAAACUCUCCAACCUCCCUCAUCUCCUCUCCUUCAACAUCUCCUACAAUCUCUUCUUUGGCCCUAUCCCUUCUGGAAACUUCUUCGACACCAUCCCCACCUCCUCCCUCUCAAACAACCCCGGCCUCUGUGGCUCAAUUGUCAACCGCUCAUGUGCAUCCGUCCCUAAACCUCUUGUCCUAAACCCUAACUCAACCUCCCUGAAUGUCCAUCCAAGCCCAUCCCUAACUUCCCCUAACUUCCAUCACAAAAAAGUCAUCCUAAGCAUCUCGGCAAUCAUCGCCAUUGGCGCUGCUGCUCUCAUUGCCCUUGGCGUCGUCACCAUCACCAUCCUAAAUCUCCAUGCUCGCUCUUACUCUAGUUCACCUUCUCAAGUUGCAUUGACUCUCUACAAUGAUUUCUCCAGUGGAUCUCCAACAACUUCUGCAGCGGCCACUAACUCUGGCAAGCUUGUCAUGUUCUCUGGCGAAAACCCCGAUUUUCCCUCCGGAGCUCAUGCUAUACUCAACAAGGAGUCUGAGCUUGGGCGUGGUGGUUUUGGCAUAGUUUACAAGACAGUUCUUGGAGAUGGCCGUCCCGUGGCUAUCAAGAAGCUUGCUGUAUCGAGUUUAGUAAAAUCUCGAGAAGAAUUCAAGAAUGAAAUCAAGAAGCUUGGCAGAAUCCGACACCAAAAUCUCGUGCACCUCCAAGGAUACUACUGGACUCAAUCAUUGCAGCUUCUAAUCUACGAGUUUGUCUCUGGUGAGACCUUGCACAAAGCUCUCCACGAGAGCUCUGUUGAUGAUACCCUUUCUUGGGGUGAACGAUUUGAUAUAAUUCUCGGCAUUGCCAAGAGCCUCGCUCACUUACAUUGCCAUAAUAUAAUUCACUACAAUCUAAAGUCAAGCAAUGUUAUAAUCGACGGUUCUGGUGAGCCAAAAGUCGGGGAUUAUGGACUUGCGAGGCUAUUGCCAAUGCUAGACCGAUAUGUGUUGAGUAGCAAGAUUCAGAGUGCAUUAGGUUACAUGGCGCCGGAAUUUUCAUGCCAAACUGUGAAAAUUACGGAAAAAUGCGACGUUUAUGGAUUUGGAGUUCUUGUGCUAGAAAUAGUAACGGGAAGAAGGCCGGUGGAGUAUAUGGAAGAUGAUGUGGUCGUUUUGUGUGAUGUCGUGAGGGGAUUUGUUGAGGGAGGGAGAGCCGAGGAUUGUGUUGAUGAGAGACUAGAAAGGAGGUUUUCGGUUGAGGAGGUUGUGCCGGUGGUGAAGUUAGGGUUGAUUUGUACGUCGCAGGUGCCAUCGAGUCGACCUGAGAUGGAUGAGGUUGUGAAGAUCUUGGAGUUGAUCAGGUGCCCUGAUCAGGACGAGUUGAGUUCAGGUUGAUUCUAUUUUUCUCCUUUGAUUUUUUCUUCUUUUCGGUUUUUAUUUUAAAGAGUUGACAAAUGUUGAAGAGAGAUUAGGGGAAUGGGUGAAGUGGAGAUGUUGGCUUGAUAAGCAGAAGGAAAAGGUGUAGGUUAAAGUAUUAGCAAAAUGAAGUAUUUUGAUGUGAUCAUUGGUCCAUGAUUUCGAGUUUUUGGGAGAAAAGGGUGUUUGAGUAACCUUUCUACUCAUGGAAGUGUUGUGUUUUUGCUGGCUUCAGUUUUAUCAGGUUAUUUGCACUUUGCAGCCCUAUGGAGAAUUGCAAUGAGUACAUGUUUCGCUUAGGUGCUAAACUUUUCUCUGCCCCUUGGUGGUUUACUUCACCAAAUAUGUUGGUUCACAGAGGAAGAAGAUGUCAUAUGACACACGAGUGUAAUCUUCUUUAGCCCCUCCAUUUUAUUUUUCUUUUUUC
Molecule: messenger RNA, 3340 nt
Organism: Asparagus officinalis (garden asparagus)
Lineage: Eukaryota; Viridiplantae; Streptophyta; Magnoliopsida; Asparagales; Asparagaceae
Product: probable LRR receptor-like serine/threonine-protein kinase IRK
Biological process (GO): hormone-mediated signaling pathway; protein phosphorylation
Cellular component (GO): plasma membrane
Molecular function (GO): ATP binding; protein kinase activity; protein binding
Source: RefSeq, a predicted model, not a curated record